Messenger RNA from Microbotryum saponariae, 4662 nucleotides. NCBI's taxonomy places the organism in Eukaryota, Fungi, Basidiomycota, Microbotryomycetes, Microbotryales, Microbotryaceae. The record is from the annotation of a GenBank genome assembly.
AUGAGCUUGCCAACCGUGAACCCGAACUCGGAGAAGGGGCUCGCGCCGAGUGGAUCUGCUUCUGCCACGACCCUGACCGAAGAGAAGCCCCCCUUCUUGCUCUCUGCUUCGGAAGCCGUCUCUCAGUUCGACAGUGAUGCCGACCAUGGCCUCAAGAACGAGGUCGUCUCAGAGCGACAAAGACUUGACGGUCCGAACGCGCUCUCCGGCGGCGGAGGCGUAUCGGUCUGGUCGAUCCUCGCCACUCAAAUCUUCAACGCCAUGAUGCUCGUGUGAGUUGCCGUCUUCCUGCUUUUACUUUCAUAUUAUCCGUCAUGCCUGGUGUGUGUGUGACCUACCGAUCGCCUCCGUGUCUGUUUCGGGGGAUUAGUCCCCCACGACGGCCGAGAUGGAAACCCCCGAAGAGGUGGACUCCUCGAAAGCUUGGCGCUUCUGCCCGGCCCGGGGGGAGGGGGGGCAGGGGGCAACGCUCAUACUGUAUCGCUCUGCUCGAGCUGACUCGGAGAUAACCCGUUCUUAUUUCGGCGCUAGUUUGAUUAUCUGCUUUGCUGUCUCUUUGGGCAUUCAAUCAUGGAUCGAAGCCGGUGUCAUCGCCGCCGUCGUCGCCAUCAAUGUUGUGAGUGCAAUUUCCUGCAACGUUGCUUGCAGGCUGGGUUCCGACAGGAUGCCGCGAGCGAGGUCCGAUAGGGGCACUCGAGCUGACCCUUUAUAUGAUUUGCGUUGCUCUGGCUGUAUCCAGACCGUUGGUUUCGUACAGUAAGUCCAAAACUACAAUCGAAGUGCCUUUAGCUUCUCCUGCACGUCCAAGGUUCGACCUGGUGCCACCGGCGGUCUUCAGCAGCGGUCGAGAGCGGGUGGGGGCGAUGACGUCGCGAAGCAAGAACCAUCACGGGAACUGCCGUCAACUUCGUUUGACUAACAAUAGCACCAGUGGACGGUGCCGCGGACUAAAGAGCGGCUCAGACUGCCAUUCUCGGAUGCUUACAAUAUACCUACUGUCCCCACACCAUCCUGCAGAGAAUACAAGAGCGCCAAAACGAUGGACUCGUUGCGCUCGCUCGCUUCGCCUACCGCCCAAGUCAUCCGCAACGGCAAAUCCAUCGGCAUCCCAGCGCCCGAAGUCGUCGUGGGGGACAUCGUCGAGGUCAAGACGGGUAAGUUCCCAAUCUGGUUGCUCAUUUUUUGUUAUUUUUGGGAUCAUUUUGCUGAUCACACUGUAAUUCAUGUACCACGCGUUCGUAGGUGACACGAUCCCCGCCGAUCUACGAAUUAUCGAAGCGGCAAACUUUGAGACCGACGAGGCCCUCCUCACAGGAGAAUCGCUUCCCGUCGCCAAGGACCCCAAUGCCUUAUUCGGCAAGAAGGAUGGAACACCUAUUGACCCGCGAGACAUCGGUGUUGGAGGUUCGUCGUUCAAGUCGUCCAGGCGCUUUGAGUCGUUUCGCGCGAAUACUGAUCAGCUCGGUGUUCCCAUCUUCAGAUCGCAUCAACAUGGCUUACACCUCUUCGACCGUCACCAAGGGACGUGCCAAAGGUGUUGUGACCGCAAUCGGAAUGCGCACCGAGAUUGGAGCCAUCGCCGAGUCGCUGCGAGGUGGUGAUACGCGCGUGCGCAAGGUUCGCAGGAACGAGGACGGGCAUGCCCCCUGGCACCGCUACGUUUCGGCCUACGCUCUCACGACGUGGGACGUGAUCGGUCAAUUUUUGGGCACGAAUUUCGGUACCCCGCUCCAGCGAACCCUUUCGUGGCUUGCUAUCGGUACGUGGCUGGGCCUUCGCAAUGGGGUCUUUAGGGGACUGCGCACCGACGGGAAAUAACGCAAUCGCUGCUUGCAGGACUCUUCGGCAUCGCUUGCGUCUUUGCUUUGAUCGCAUUCGCGGCCAACAACUUUACCUCCAACAAGGAGAUUAUUCUUUGUAAGCUUGCAUCCUGAGUCGCUUUCGGUUAAGUGCAUUAGUCUAACCCGGCUCCGGUCCUUCGGCUGCGCAGACGCCAUCGCCACCGGUCUCUCGAUGAUUCCCGCUUCGCUCGUUGUCGUUCUUACCAUCACGCUUGCGGGUGGAACGCGUGCCAUGGUUAAGCGUAACGUCAUCGUACGCAAACUCGAUUCCCUGGAGGCACUUGGCGCAGUGUACGUUCCUUAGCCGCUACUUCUAAGCCCAGGGCAAAUGCUGAUGCCUUUCGACCGACGUUUCUCUAGUACCGACAUUUGCAGUGACAAGACGGGGACACUGACGCAAGGCAAGAUGGUCUGCAAAGCGGCUUGGGUUCCAUCGCGAGGCACGAUCCUCAUUGGCGACUCGAACGAGGCCUUCAACCCGACCCUCGGCGACCUGUCUUUCACCUCCGAAUCCCCCGCUGAGUCGGCCAAGAGGGAGAACACCCGAGGCAACGAUUCCUUGCCAUCCAAGCAGCCCGGGAAAGCUUCCGCGAAGGAACUGAUCUCGACCCACGGAAUGCCCUUGGAGACACUGCUCAACGUUGCUUCGAUGUGCAACGUCGCCAAGGUCUUCCAAGACGAGGAAGGAUGGGCCGCUCGUGGUGAUCCGACCGAAUGUGCGAUCCAAGUCCUCGCCCAUCGCUUCGAAUGGGGUCGCGAGCGCUGGACGGUCGGUGACGGCGCCGCGUGGAGUGAGUCUAGAUGUUAAAUUUGGUCAAGAGCGAUGGUCCGAUCAAAUCACUGACCGACACAACUUGGGACCUCUCCCAGCUCAAAUCCAAGAGUUCCCCUUCGACUCUGACCUCAAGCGCAUGUCCGUCAUCUACGCUCGCAACUCGGAUGAGAAGCGCUCCGUCUUCAUGAAGGGCGCAGUCGAGCGCCUCUUUGAUGCCUGCAAGACGAUCGAACUCGAAGACGGUCCCGUGCCUCUCGACGAGGCGAUGAAGGAAAACGUGCUUGCGAACGUCGACGCGCUCGCCGAGCAAGGUCUUCGUGUGCUUGCCUUGGCGCAGAAGCCGUGGCUGUACACCGGCGCCGAUAAUCCUAGCCGAGAGGAGGUCGAGGCUGAUAUGAAUCUGCAAGGCCUUGUCGGUUUAUAUGGUGAGUCUUCGAAGAGAGAAAAAAAGGAUUACUUCUGCCCGUGAUACUGACGCCUAACAUGUUCCUUCUGGCCUUGCAGAUCCUCCUCGCAACGAAACCCAGGGCGCCGUGAGGAGCUGCCACCAUGCUGGUAUUCAAGUCCACAUGCUUACCGGAGAUCACCCUUCGACCGCACGAGCGAUCGCUCUUCAAGUCGGAAUCUUGCCUCGCAACAUCAACGCGCUCUCAAAGGGCUCGGCCGACGCCAUGGUCAUGACUGCGGCGGAGUUCGAUCGCUUAUCGGACGACGAGGUUGACGCUCUUCCCCUUCUCCCUCUCGUUAUUGCUCGGUGCGCGCCUCACACCAAGACACGAAUGGUCGAUGCGCUCCACCGGCGCAAGGCGUUUUGCGCCAUGACCGGUGACGGCGUGAACGAUUCUCCUUCGCUCAAGCGUGCCGAUGUCGGCAUCGGCAUGGGCACAGGCAGUGAUGUCGCCAAGGACGCCUCGGACCUCGUGCUCGCAGACGACAACUUUGCGUCGAUCCUAAACGCCAUCGAGGAAGGCCGUCGCAUGUUUGACAACAUCCAAAAGUUUGUGCUGCACUUGCUCGCUGGUAACGUCAUGCAGGCCAUCGUCUUGCUCGUCGGUCUCGCGUUCAAGGAUGCGAUGAACCUUUCCGUCUUCCCUCUAACACCCAUCGAGAUCCUUUACGGUCAGUCCAACAUGGUCACCUUCAGGUGAUAAGAAUAUGAAGCGCGCGGUACUAAGACGCUCUCUCGUUUGUUCGCAAUUACAGUCAUUUGCGCAACGGCUAGUUUCCCCGCCAUGGGACUCGGCGCCGAAAAGGCAUCGCCCGACAUCAUGAAACGCAAGCCCCAUUCGCUUAAGACGGGGAUCUUCACUCCCGAGAUCCUGAUCGACAUGGUCGUCUACGGUAUUCUCGGUGGAGCAACCUGCCUCGGCGUCUUUGUCACCAUCGUUUGGGGCUUUGGCGACGGCAACCUUGGCAUUGACUCGAACAACUCGAUCGGUGACGGUUCCGAAUUGGUGUUCAAGGCUCGUUCGGCUACCUUUGGUGGGUGCCGAGAUUCCGCGCAUACUACCUCCGUAUAGAGUGAUUCUGACCCUUCGUUCUCGUUCGCGUGCUGCAGCGACUAUGACGUGGAACUGCCUCUUCUUGGCCUGGUUCGUUAAGGAUCUGCGCCGUAGUCUUUUCAAGCUGGGCGACAACAGCGAGCGACCCCUCACGCAGUGGACGCGCGACCUUUGGGCGAACCGGUUCUUGUUCUGGUCCGUCGCGCUCGGAUUCCUCACUGUCUUCCCCAUCAUUUGUAAGUAGAGCCUGAUGGAGGACGUCAAUCACCUUGAAUUCUCGAAUCUGAUCCUGAUCGUUUUGCGCCCACUCCUUCCCGUAGAUAUUCCUGGUUUGAACCGGGUCGUCUUUGGCCACACCGAAAUCUCGUGGGAGAUCGGGGCUUCCUUCAUCGCCUUGCUCGCCUUUAUCGUGCUCGUCGAACUGUACAAGUACGGUAAGCGAGUAUACUUCCGUAUCCGAGCCGCGCGACACCCUGAAGAGCUCGAGGAGAUGCCCGGUGUCUUUGCGGCGUGGAAGACGAUCCAACCUGAUCAGGAAGUUUAG